UGCACAUGAUAUACUCUUUUCUAUACACUCCUUUGUAGAUUUCAACUGUAUUGCUAAGACAACUCAAAAUAAAUAUUCAACCUGUCGAACUUUCAAAAGAAUUUCCAAAUCCGCGAUGAGACAGCCAAUGACUUCAAUCCCUUACCUACACCACAUUAUCUUUUCCAAUAACACUCAUUCCAAUCUGAAUCUGAUAUUAUGGAGCUAUUAGCUAUAGUUGGUCUGUCUUUUAAAUUCCCCGAAAAUGCUAUUUCACCUAAGGCGUUCUGGAAGAUGAUGGCAGAGAAAAUGAACACAAUGACAGAGAUACCAAAAGGUAGAAUGAAUAUAGACGCAUUCUAUCAUGCAGGUAAAGCUAGAUUCGACACAGUGAGCUUAUUCCGUGAGACAGAAAGCUACUGCUAACAAUUAACAAGACAACUCACCGGGGAGCACAUUUUCUUAAGCAGGACCUAGGUACCUUUCGAUGCACCAUUUUUCUCGAUAUCACCAGCAGAAGCCGCUUCCAUGGACCCCCAACAAUGGUUGAUACAGGAGGUCUCAUAUGGCGCUCUCGAGAAUGGUAUGUACAUUCUUUAAUGGCCAAAUUUUGUUUCAAAUAUGAUCAAUCUUCAGCUAGGACACCACUAGAAUUCAUCAAUGGAUCGAAAACAGCAGUAUUUAGUGCAUCAUUCUGCGAUGACUUUCGAAUAAUGUCCUUGAAGGACCCAGAAAGAUUAUCUAAGCACGCAGCGUCUGGAAAUACAUUUUUAAUUCUCGCAAAUCGGUUUAGCUGGGAAUACAACUUGAAAGGUCCAAGUAUGCAUAUCGACACAGCUUGCUCCACAGUCUAGUAGCUUUACACCUUGCAUGCCAAAGUCUGCGGACUAAAGAAUCUUCUAUGGCUAUCGUGGGUGGAUCAAAUAUCAUUUCCUCCGUAGAACAAUUGCUUCUUCUGCCAAAUUUGAAUCUUGUGUCACCUGACUCCCGAGCAAAUGGCUACGGGAGAGGAGAGGGAUGUGGCGUUGUUUUUGUGAAACGACUGUCAGACGCUAUAGCACAUGGCUAUUCUAUUCGUGCCGUUAUUCGUGCCACUGAGACUAACCAGGAUGGAAAAACAUCCAGCCUCACGACUCCAUGUCAGGAUGCACAAGAGGCUUGAUUAGGAAUACUUAUGAAACAGCUGGUCUAGACUUUCAUAGCACUACCUUUUUCGAAGCUCAUGGAACUGGAACUGCAGUGGGAGACCCUAUUGAGGCAUCGGCAAUUGGCCAAGUUUUAGGAGAGGGUAGAUCAUCUACCAACCCCAUAUAUGUGUAAGCUCAACUGGUAUCUUAGCUUACUUCCUAGAAACUAACUCUUCCUAGUGGCGCGUUGAAAUCGAACAUUAGUCACUUAGAAGGGGAUAGUGGAAUUGCUGGCCUCAUCAAAACCAUUUUUGCUCUGGAAAAAAGUGACAUACCUCCAAAUGCCAAUUUUGAGAAGUUCAAUCCCAAAAUCGAUGCCAAAAAGUUGAAUUUAGCAGUGAGCCAAGUCACAUCUUUCUCUCGAAUCACUGUCUGAUCAUAAAUCAGUUUCCCCAAGAAUGCAUACCAUGGCCUGUAGAUGGUCUGCGAAGAGCUUCUGUCAAUUCCUUUGGGUUUGGUGGUUCUAAUGCUCAUUUUGUUCUCGACGAUGCAUAUAACUUCAUGAAUAUGCGUGGUAUUUCUGGACAACACCAGACGGCAACUUUUCGACCCAGUGUCGAUAGUGUUAUCUCGCCCACUUUGCCCGGGAUGCUAUCUCCACACAUCGGCCAAUGGGAUGAUAUAGCUUCUAUUCGAGAAUCAAGUCCGGAAAGUUCGGUAAAAUGGUAAUCUGGAAGCAGCCAAAUUAUCAUCCGGCCAGCAUCCAACACUGAUAUUCCGAAAUUGCUCGUCUGGUCUACUUCAGACAAGAAGGGAGUGGAUAGGGUGUCCAGAGAAUUUGCUGAGCAUUUUUCCGAUUUCACGGACGAAACAUCCAAGAACUCGCCCUAUAUGGCUGAUCUUGCAUAUAGACUGGCAGUUUGAAAGAGUUCAUUGAACUGGAAAUCAUUCCCAGUUUCAAGCUCAGUCUUGGCACUCCGAAACCUCAAAGAUACAAUGUCAAAACCAGUACGAUGCCGAAAAGAGCAAGGCCUUGGUUUAGUGUUCACAGGUCAAGGCGCGCAAUAUGCUAAGAUGGGUCAUGAAUUGAUGGCAUACACCAUUUUCCAUGACUCGCUGAAGAUGUUUGAAAGUCAUCUUAGCAAUAUUGGAUGCAGGUGGUCACUUUUAGAGGAGCUGCUGAAAGAUGACGAAGCCUCGAAGAUCAAUAAUCCAGAAAUGAGCCAGAUGAUAUGCACAGCGAUUCAGGUUGCCAUAGUGGAUCUCCUCCACAGUUUUGGAGUAUUUCCAGCAGCUGUUAUCGGCCACUCUUCAGGAGAAACUGCCGCUGCCUAUGCAUCGGAGGCACUUUCUAUGUUGUCAGCUUGUAAAGUGGCAUACUUUCGGGGCAAGUUGGCGGAAGGUCUUGCGCAUGACACAUCUCAACACGGUGCUAUGCUUGCCGCAGGAUUAUCAGAGACUCAGGCUAUGGCUUACACAGAGUCACUGCUAAAAGACUGUCCGGUACAUGUUGUGGUGGCAAUCCAUCAAUAGUCCUAAAAGCGUCACAAUUUCUGGUAACGAGGGGCCCAUAAACAAACUCAAGCAGAGGUUAGACACAGAAGGAGUGUUCAACCGAAAACUUAAAGUCCCCAUCUCUUAUCACUCUAGCCAUAUGAAUCAGAUUUCCGAAAGAUAAUUUGUCGAUGAUAGAUGGACAGUUCUCUGCGGAUCACUAUGAUAUCCUCUGUUACAGGAUGUGAAGUACAAUCCGACCAGCUCAAGAAAGCAUCAUACUGGGUGCGAAACAUGGUGUCUCCAGUCAGAUUUUCAGAAGCCUUGAUUAAGGCCGUUUCAUAUUCCUGCUCUUUCAAAAAUUAUAUCCACUUUGGACAACACGAAAAGCGUCAACUUUUCAAUCUCCUCGAAAUAGGGCCCCAUUCCGCUCUUCAAGGUCCCAUCAAGGACACACUUGCUACAAUAGCCAAUGGAAAAGAAGUGAGUUAUGGCUCGGUGCUGAAGCGCAAGUCAAAUGGUAUCAAUACCUUGCUAAAUGCUGUUGGAUCUUUGACCUGUCUCGGAUACCCUGUCGAUAUCAUCAAGGCCAAUAUGAUCGAUAAAAUCGUCAGCCAAAAGUCUUGGUAGAUCUACCCUCACAUCCCUUCGACCAUUCUACUCGGCAUUGGCACGACAGUGAUCUCGGAAAGAAUUAUAGACUUCGCAAACAGCCUCGUUUAGAUCUUCUGGGAACAGAAAUUUUGGGUUCAAAUGCUAAAGGCAUGAAAUGGCGAAAAAUAACCAGGAUUUCAGAGACACCAUGGAUUCAAGACCACGUAGUAAAUGAGUCAACAAUAUACCCAGCCGCUGGUAUGCUUGUGAUGGCGAUUCAAGCUGCAAUGAAAAUUGCCAGUCUGGGUAAGAGCAUAAAAGGCUACCUGAUUAAGGAUACCUCCUUCCCAGCUCCCUUGCGCGUUGCAUCUGAUGAUCUCUGGGUUGAGUCAGUUUUUCAUAUCGUUCCAUUAGAGGACAAAUUUGAAAAGACAUCCCUGUUUGUAGAGUUCUCGUUGUCUACACUGCAAAACGAACGAUGGGAGAACUGCCAUGGAAUGAUACAAGUUCAAUAUGAGUCGUCAGAAGAAAGCCUAAACCCAAAUUUGAGUUCCAAAGCCAGUAUGAUCAAAGACGCGGUUAAAGCGGGCGUUACGAGAUGCAAUCAAACCAUAGAACCGGAUCGAAUGUACAAGAAAUUUGAGGCCACGGGGUUAACAUUUGGCUCUACUCUCCAGUCCUUGAACAAAAUCUCUAUAGGGCCAAAUUUAGAAGCUUGCGCGGACGUUGAAGCAUUUCGAUGGACAGCUGUGGAUGAUUCAAACCAUCGCCAAGAUCAUAUUAUCCAUCCUAUUACAUUGGACGCUAUGCUUCAAACCAUACUAGUUUCUCUCACCCAAGGAAAUAAAAAUAAGUCACCAACAGCUGUUCCUACCCGCGUGGCGUCACUUUGGAUUUUAGGCAGCGGCCUUAACUAUCCAAAGACUGGCACUAUUCGCGUGUAUGGCAAAGUCCAUGAGGCUAUAUCCCGAGGUAAUAAUUCCACGGCGUACGCUGUCGAUCGUGAUACUGAAGAAGGUAUGGUGGCUACUUCCGGUUUGGAAACUACAUUUGUGUAUUCUGGGAGCAACAAAGACGAAAUUAUCAACAAGCAGAAGCUUUGCUACCAAAUUGACUGGAAGCCUAAUAUCGAUUUUUUAGACCAACCCAUGGCUAGAGAAUACUGCCGAAAAGGUGUUUUGACCAAGGAUCUCUCGCAGUGUUAUGAAGACAUGUCUCUAUCGUUAACUCAUUUCAGUCUUGAAACUCAAGCAAAGGUGGAUUCGACAGAAUUGGACGGCACAAGACCACAUUAUCAAAGGUAUAUUCAAUGGAUAAAUGGAUAUACUGCGAGCUUAGGUUCCAACAGACCAGCAAUACGAUCUAAAAAGUCCCACGGGUCCCGCUGAGAUUGAAGCAAUUGAUAUGAUCAUGAACAGUUUGGAAAAUGUGAAUGCCGAAGGGAAAAUGUUCGUUGAGCCUGGAAGGAAUAUCGUCAAUAUCCUCAAAGGAAAUAUUGACCCCCUAGAUAUCCUCUCCCAGACGGAUCUAGCAUCAAGAUAUUCUCAAGAAGUAAACAUCAAAGUCAAGACAACGCUAGCUUGUGUAGUCGAAUUAAUACCUUACAAAAGUCCUGGGCUAAAAGUCAUCGAGAUUGGCGCAGGCACGGAUCUAUCACCGAUCAUAUUCAGAGAUCUGCCGUUAUCAGAGGAGCAGACAAGCAAACUACAAGUGCAAUCUCGGAGUACGAUUUCACAGACAUUUUCCCCAUCAUUUUUGGAAGCUGCUAGGCAGAAGUUCGAAAAUGAAGACCCUAAGUUUCAACUUUUGCUCUUGGAUGCUUCAAUCGACCCAGGAGGACAGGGAUGCGAGGUAGGAGGACAUGAUCUCGUCAUAGCUGCUUAUGUGCUCCAUGCCACUGAGAAAUUUGAUAAUACGGUUCGCAAUGCACGCAAGUUGCUCAAGAAAAGUGGAAAAUGUGUUAAUCGAGAUCACCGGGAACUCUUGGGCUCCUCAAUUCGUUUUUGGCACAUUGCCAGGAUGGUAGCUUAACACAGACGAGUACCGCUCUUCGAGUCUUGAAUUUCUAGUGACGAGUGGGACAAGGUCCUACGUCGCAACGAUUUUUCAGGAACAGAUUUAGCCGUCAAUGACUGCGAUGAGCCUCAAAGCCAGGUAUGCAGUGUUAUCGUUUCUACAGCCAUUGAGGACAUUACUACAUCAAUGUUGCCAGAGGCUGUGACUAUUGCAGAAAACGGACAGGCCAAUACAGCUAUUUCCAAAGAGUUGAUGAACAAGCUUGGCUCUUAAGGAUAUGGAACGAUUCGAGUUUUCCAACUAUCCGAGCUGUCAAAUCAUGAUUUAACCAACAAAUUUUGCAUUUGUUUGGCUGAGCUCGAGUCGUCAUUGAUAGGAUCCCUGGACGAAUCAGACUUUUAUGGUGUGCGUUCCUUACUUGCGACUUGCAGUGGCAUACUGUGGGCAAAGGAAGAUCGCCAUAGUGACUCGGAAGCGAAAUUCAACAUGAUUAAUAGACCUGCUCGUGUUCUCAGAACGGAGUACAGCGACCAAAAAUUCGUCACCCUCACAUUUGAAAAUAAAGCCAGUCCAGGAACCAUCACAAGGAACAUCCGAGUAUUUGAGAAGGUUGUAUCAACAGAGGUCUGUAAUUUGGAUCAGGAGUAUCGCGAAAAUGCCAAUCAAAUAGUCAUCAACAGAGCCAUCGCAGCUGACUAUUUAAAUGCCCAUGUUCAAAAGACCUCGAAACAGCAGCAUACAGUGUUGCAAACUAUAGGAAAGUCCCCGCCACUUCGACUUGAUAUAGGCACCGCAUUGCAAUUCUCAAUUUUGAUCGAAGACGAGAAGGAAACACAAAUCGGAUUUCAAGAAGUAGAAAUUCAGGUCAAAGCAAUUGUAUUGGACCCAUACAAUUGUCAGCAGCAGUGAAUAUGGGCUCUAAGUAGCUUCAUUGCGGGUUAUGCGAGUGUUGUGACGAAUUCGGGAGAAGAAUCCGACCUCCGAAUCCGUGAUAGCUGGAGGUUUCGGAGGUCUUGCAAGAAGCCUAGCUCGUUGGCUGGCUAGUAGGGAAGCUAAUAAUUUACUUCUACUCUCCACUCCGGUCCCCCGAUUGGGCUAGCUCAAGAACUGCUUAAAGACUUGUAAAGUUAAGGAGUUCGCGUCGACUGCCUUUGAACAAAUGAGUUACGAUCAAUGGUGCACAACAAUAAAGCCUCGGGUCCAGGGCUCCCGGAAUCUUCAUUCGCUGUUACCAAAAGGGAUGGAAUUCUUCCUUUUACACUCUUCAAUAACUGGAGUUGUAGGAACUGGAGGACAAGCCAACUAUGCAGCAGGGAAUACCUUUAUGGAUGCGCUUGCCCGCGCUCGACUCGCAGCAGGUGAAAAGGCAGUGUCCCUAGACCUUGGGUAGAUCGAAUCUGUGGGAACAGUGGCUGAAAAUAAAAAUGUUGAGAAAGGGCUUGACUCAGCCUGCUUCUUGAUCCCAAUCUCACAAGUCAGUGUAUGCGUAAUACCCGAUUACUACUGUAACCCCGCUCGGGAUAUCAACGAACUGAAUUGCUAAACUGUUGUCGGUGUUGCCACUCCUGGAUAUGGCAAAAUGAAAGGUAAAGGCUUUCCUCAGAUCUUAAAAAGAUCAUUGUGGAGAGCACUGACAAUCGGAUCGCAAGAUAGUAGCACUUCUGGCCUGGCUGCUGCGAAUAAGCAAUUGGACUAUGCGGAGCUCCUAUCUAAAGCUAAGAGCCUGCCCGAAGCCGUCAAAAUUGUUGAAGCAGGAUUGCUGAACAAGCUAUCGGGUGCUCUGGGUAUUCCUGUGUAUAGUAUUGAUACAAGGAGACCGAUCCAUGUUUAUGGAGUUGAUUCGCUUCUGGUGGUCAGUUUAAGGGGUUGGUUUAAAAAGGAAUUCCGUCCCAACAUUUCUGUCUUCGAUAUUAUAGGCAAUUCUAGUUUGGACGCGGUAAGGGGUAUGGUUGCAAGUAAAAGUCAAUGGUUUCGUGGGCCAGUCGAUGGGGUGACCAUGUAAACUAACUUAUUUUUCGUGUUUUUGUAUCAAUAUCUGAUAUAUUUUAGACCGACGGUGCAAUGUGUGUCAAAUAUUAUACUUGAAUGAGACUGUCAUAGCAAUUUCCGGGAAGAAAAAAGU
Molecule: messenger RNA, 7332 nt
Organism: Sclerotinia trifoliorum
Lineage: Eukaryota; Fungi; Ascomycota; Leotiomycetes; Helotiales; Sclerotiniaceae
Source: the annotation of a GenBank genome assembly